AUGGGAGGUGGAUGCCAGCAAACGGAGCCCAGUGAGCACAGAAGUGGGGGAGGUACAGGUGUUUACACCUGGGAGGAGGUGCAGAAGCACUGCAGCAGGAAGGAUCAGUGGCUGGUCAUCAGCCGAAAAGUUUACAACAUCACUCAGUGGGCCAGAAGACAUCCAGGCGGGUCCCCGGUCAUCAGCCACUAUGCUGGGGAGGAUGCCACGGAGGCCUUCACUGCUUUUCAUCCUGAUCAAAAGUUUGUGCAGAAGUUUCUGAAGCCUCUUCUGAUUGGAGAGUUGGCAGCGACAGAGCCGAGCCAGGACCAAAACAAAAAUGCAGCAAUCAUGCAGGACUUGCAUGCCUUACGCAUGCAGGCAGAGAAGCAGGGUCUUUUUCAGGCAAAGCUUUUAUUUUUCUGCCUCCAUCUGGGCCAUAUAAUAUUGCUGGAAGCCCUGGCGUGGCUGAUUGUCUGGUUCUGGGGAACAAGCUGGAUCUUGACAUUGCUCUGCUUGCUGAUGUUGGCAACUGCUCAGGUACAAGGUAGUUGGCUACAACAUGACUUUGGUCACCUAUCUGUCUUCAAAAAGUCUCGGUGGAAUCAUCUGAUGCAGAAGUUUGUUAUGGGAUAUUUAAAGGGAGCUUCAGCUAACUGGUGGAAUCACAUGCAUUUUCGGCAUCAUGCAAAAACUAAUGUUCUAAGUAAGGACCCUGAUGUCAACAUGUCAAACAUCUUUGUACUUGGAGCCAAACAGCCAGUUGAGUAUGGCAUUAAAAAGAUCAAAUCCAUGCCCUAUAAUCACCAAUACUGGUACUUCUUUCUUGUGGGACCACCACUGCUCCUUACAGUUGUGUUCAACAUUCAGAUACUGAAAACCUUGAUUUCCCGCCGUGACUGGGUGGAUCUGGCUUGGUACUUAGCAUUCUACCUUCGCUACUUCUCCUGUUCUGUACCCCUCUAUGGACUGUUUGGCUCAUUGGUUCUCCUUACCUGUGUCAGGUUUUUGGAGAGUCACUGGUUUGUGUGGAUAAGUCAGAUGAACCAUAUACCGAUGGAGAUUGAUCAUGAGAAGCACAAAGACUGGCUGACCAUGCAGCUACAAGGCACUUGUAACAUUGAGCAGUCCUUCUUCAACGACUGGUUUAGUGGACACCUCAACUUUCAAAUCGAGCACCAUUUGUUUCCCACAAUGCCUCGCCACAGCUACUGCCUGGUGGCUCCACAGGUGCGUGCACUGUGUGAGAAACAUGGCGUUAGCUACAAGAUGAAAACUAUGUGGCAAGGCAUGGCUGAUGUUGUCAGGUCACUGAAAAUCUCUGGUGAUCUUUGGCUUGAUGCUUACCUCCAUAAAUGA
This is a messenger RNA of Melanotaenia boesemani (Boeseman's rainbowfish), 1338 nucleotides long. Its product is annotated as acyl-CoA Delta-4 desaturase-like. Gene Ontology annotation, cellular component: membrane. The transcript is spliced from 12 exons. Gene Ontology annotation, biological process: lipid metabolic process. Gene Ontology annotation, molecular function: oxidoreductase activity, acting on paired donors, with oxidation of a pair of donors resulting in the reduction of molecular oxygen to two molecules of water. Lineage: Eukaryota; Metazoa; Chordata; Actinopteri; Atheriniformes; Melanotaeniidae. The record is from RefSeq and is a predicted model, not a curated record. The coding region runs from base 1 to 1338 and encodes 445 amino acids.